UUGGGCGACCAACACUCUCGUUCUCAAAAUGAAGUGUGGACAGACGUAUCGCGUACCUUUCAUAGGUACCACCGCGACACCACGCCCCGAUCCUCCUCCCCCGGAGCCUUCCGUGCCCAUACCAUCUCCUUCUAUCACUGUCACCUUGCCUCGGCAGUUCGCCCACUUCAUCCGAUAGGACGACGUCACCUUCUUUAUGGUGAACGUGACGGAUCUCUUACACUAUGAUCCACCCUGCCCCGACGCCGAGCUCAUCCCUCUGGAGCCAGACCCUCCUUCCAUCUCCAUGGCUCCCAUCUCUACUUCCGUCCCUCUGCCGUCCGUCGAGUCCAACCUGCCGUCGCGCGCUGACGCUGACGCUGAGGAACUCGCACGAUAUACGGCUGACCUGGAGCCCGCAGUUCGUGACCUCAUCCGAGAGUACCACAACGUUUUCCCAUCGUCGUUCUCGUAUGCCGGCAUUCCACCGAUGCGUGACGUCGAGCACUCCAUUCAGCUCGUGCCUGACUAUCGUGUUCACCACCAGGCACCCUACAGACUGUCGAUCCCCGAGGCCACCGAACUCAAGCGUCAGCUUGAGGAGCUCCUGAGACUGGGUUUCAUUAAACCCAGCAACUCCCCGUGGGGUGCACCCGUCCUCUUUGCUCGCAAAGCGGAUGGAACUCUCCGUCUCUGCAUCGACUAUCGCGGCCUCAACCGUUACACGGUUAAGAACAGCUAUCCCACGCCUCGUUCCGAUGAGCUGUUCGACCGCCUAGCAGGCAACCGCUUCUUUACGAAGAUUGAUCUUCGUAGCAGUUACCAUCAGAUCCGCAUCGCUGCAGCCGACCAGCUGAAGACAGCGUCCCGAUCGCGCUUCGGCCACUACGAGUUUACGGUGAUGCCAUUCGGCCUUACCAAUGCACCCGCUACCUUCCAGAGGGCGAUGAACGACAUCUUCAGGGACAUCCUGGAGCAGUACGUUCUCGUCUACCUCGACGAUAUCCUGGUCUAUAGUCGUACCCUUGAGGAGCACCUCAGACACCUCCGCAACGUCCUUGACCGCUUGUGCAUACAUGGCUUCUACGCCAAGCUGAGCAAGUGCCGCUUUGCCCAGCACAAAGUGGACUUCUUAGGACAUUCCGUGUCUGACCAGGGUCUCCACAUGGACGACGCGAAGAUCACUGCUAUUGCGGAGUGGCCCGCUCCCACAUCCGUCAAGCAGCUUCGCAGCUUCCUAGGCCUGACCAACUACUAUAGUAACUUCAUCCGGGGAUACGUUAGUUUCACCACUGAGCACAUCAAGGGUGAGACUAAUCGGGUCGCAGAUGCCUUAUCCCAGCGCCCUCACCACGAUCAGGAGCAGAUCCAACUCUCUUCCAUCUCGGUCACCACCGUCCACCACUUGGUGAUCGACGAGUUUCGCACUCAGUACCGCCACUGCCUCGACUAUCGCGACAUCCACGCGACCCUUCGGAGUGGCAAGACCGUCUCGAACUACUCUCUCGGGGACAAGGGUCUCGUGUACUGGCACGGUUCACAGGACACUAGAGAGCCCCGUAUUUGCGUUCCCUCCCCUGGACAGGUACGUGUCCGAGCCGUAGCAAAGUUCCAUGACCAGGCAGCCGCCGGCCAUAUGGGCUUCCACAAGACGUUGGCUCGUGUGAGCCGCCUAUACGUCUGGCCGAAGCGCAAGGACUUUGUGAAGGACUACGUCGCAGAGUGUCCCACCUGUCAGGAGGUGAACAGUGCGAACCACCUGCCUUAUGGUUUGCUCCAGCCUCUUCCUAUCCCUGAGGGUCAUUGGCUGUCCAUCUCGAUGGACUUCAUCGGUCCUCUUCGACCUCCGACCCCCCGCGGUCAUGAUGCUAUCCUGGUCGUCGUUGACCGCUUCACAAAGCGUGCACGCUUUGUUCCAUGUCGCUAUGCUAUCAGUGCACGUGAGGUCGCCGACAUCGUGUUUGACGGAGUCGUGCGUGACCACGGCUUACCUCUCAGCAUCAUAUCUGACCGUGACCCGCGCUUUACCAGCCGAUUCUGGCGACGGCUCCACGAGGUAUACGACACCCAGCUCCGCUUCUCCUCGUCUUACCAUCCUCAGACUGAUGGUCAGACCGAGAUCACAAAUAGGACUCUCGGAGAUAUUCUCCGAAAGAUUGUUCGUGACGACCAGCAAUGGGACCUCCAUCUUGCCCACGCGGAGAUAGCCUACAACCACGCCGUCUCGCCAGCCACGGGGAUGUCGCCUUACUAUUGCGACCUCGGCUAUCACCCUCGUGUUCCUGCGGACUUCCUUUGACCGUCACAAAUGCACCCCGACA
Chara braunii is the source of this 2300-nucleotide messenger RNA. The record is from the annotation of a GenBank genome assembly. Lineage: Eukaryota; Viridiplantae; Streptophyta; Charophyceae; Charales; Characeae.